GCAAUGUACUGCUGGAAGUGGCGACAAUAAAGUAAGGUAGCCCCAGAGGAGGUAUCUUAUGGUUUUAGCUAAAAUAUGUUACAUCCACAUACUUUUAUUUGGCGAAGUAAGAUAGUAUAGCGUUACAAAAAAAGGAGGAACCAAACAAGAAAAGUACAUAAAAGGCAUCAUGGACCAGUCAUCAUACCGUUUGCUGCAGAUUCUGUCCUUGGCAUGUCUGGCCUGUAGACUCACUUCUAGUUCUUUCAAAAACUACGGAACAAUAAUCCCACAAUCUCCAACAGUGGAAAUUGGGAAGGAAUUCACCGCUACCUGUGUAGUCUAUGAAGCUGCUAAAGCCACAGUGGAUGACAUCUACUGGACGAGUGGUGGCGUCAUAGUGCCCAAAGAGCAGUACACCAAGAUAAACGACUCAGCUGUUAACGUAACCAUUCCUAUCACCAGGGAAACUGGAAAAUGGUUACUUUGUAAAAAGAAUGAGUCUCCCUCAUCCUUAAACAAAAGUAAAACAAUCCACGGGAUUGAAUUGACCAAAGGGUAUCCUCCUGAGAAGCCUGAGAAUUUGUCCUGCAUGGCUGUCCAGUCCGACCAACAGAUUUCCUCCAAUGUGACGUGCACAUGGCAGCCUGGGAAAAUGGACGAGAAGAUAAGCACAACAUUCACCUUGUUUGGAAGUGUAAUUGCCAUAAACCAGAACUACAGCACAAAAGCUCAGAGAAGCAGUGGAUGCAUCUACUUUGGCAACUUUCCAAACUAUAUGGAACUGGAUAUAUGGGUAGACGUGGAAAACGUUUUGGGGAAGGUUCGAUCGGACGUUCUGUUCAUAAUUGAUCCUAAUGAAAUGGUGAAAACGAAUCCCCCAUCAGACGUCAAUAUUAUUUCAGAGAAUAACUUUUCCAGGACCCUCUUAGUGAGCUGGAAGCACCCUAUCCAUGAAACUGUUGUCAAACUGAAAUACAACCUCAGGUUCUGCACGGUGGGCUCUGGAGACUGGACUGAGGUACCCCCAAAUGACACUGAAAGUAGCAAGGAGUCUUUCCGUCUCCAAUACCUUAAGCCAGACAUGGAGCACGUAGUGCAGGUCCGCUGUAUGCAUCACACGGGCUACGGCUACUGGAGUGACUGGAGCGCGAACUCUACCGCCAGGACCCCAGAGGACAAGCCUACAAGUAAACCAGACUUAUGGAGAGUGGUCAUUCCCAGUCAAGGCAAAAGUGAGCGGCGAGUGGAAGUGAUAUGUAAGGAUCCAGUGGAGUCCAAUGGAAGGAUACGAGGCUACAACAUCAAGAUCCAAGAUGGAGCCUGGGCGGUUGUGCCGGUCAAUGGCUCUGAGCUGAACUCCAGGUCGCAGGAGAGGAAAAUUAUCCCCCUUUACCAGAUUCCACUGUCUGACAAGAGAAGAGGCUCCAUUGAAUUGAAGGCCUGGAAUUCUGUUGGCGAGUCUCCUCGAGCUUCUUUGGGCAUUCCUAAAUUGGCCCACGAGCCCCCUCCAGUGGCAUCGCUCAGUUGUUUUAACCAGGACAGGAGGCUGUGGGUGGAGUGGCAGCCGCCCAAUGUGGAGGCCACAGGGGUGACUGAGUAUGUCCUGGAGUGGGUUUCGGUCAGUAACGGCGCGAUUGACUGGCAGAGAGAACCUAGACACAACAGGAAGGCACCCAUUAAAGGUACCCUUCAGAAAUUUAAGCUCUACAAUAUAUCUGUGUAUCCCAUGUAUUCUGGGUGGACUGGGAAACCAUUAACCACUGCAUGCUUUCUGGAACAAGGAGCUCCACUGGAGGGUCCCUCUGUGAAAGUGAGGAGAACAGGGAAGAGCAACGCUGAGGUGGAAUGGAUGGAGAUUCCGCUGGACAAACGGCGAGGCUUCAUCACAAACUACACAAUAUUCUACAUCACGGGAGGCAAGGAACACUCAAUAGUUGUCUCCCCGGACACCUACUCUUACACAGUGGAGGGCCUGGCCAGCAACAGUAAGCAGGUGGUGCGGAUCAUGGCCUCUACAGUACGAGGCUCGACAAAUGGCUCGGAUCUGUCGUUCAACACUCUGAUGUAUGCUCCUGGGCAGAUGGAAGCCACCGUGGUGUCUGUGUGCAUCGGCGUCCUGUUUGUCAUAGUGCUAACUGUGUCCCUCUGCAUGUACAAAAUUGACUUGAUAAAAAAGAUCUGGCCACCGGUUCCAGAUCCCUCCAACAGUACUAUCGCUAACUGGUCUCCUGAUUUCCCCACCAAAGCUGUCAGUCCCAAGGAGAGCGUGCUGGGCGACGUGAGUGUGGUGGAGGUGGACGUAUUCGACAGGAAGUCGCUGUGCGAAGAGGAUAAGGCGGGCCUGCCGCUCAAGAAGGACAAGUACCUGUCGGAGGAGCACAGCAGCGGCAUUGGCGGCUCUUCUUGCAUGUCGACGCCACGCCAGAGCGUCUCGGACAGCGAGGAAGGCGGUGACUCAGGCCAGACCACAACCAGCACCGUCCAGUACUCGUCGGUGGUGGCCUCCAACGGCUACAAGGGCCAGUCCCCCUGCACUCUGCCCCAGUCCCCCUGCACUCUGCUCCAGACCCCCCAGUGCGGCUCCUCACAGUCCCAGACGCCCAGCUUCGCCCGCUCUGAGUCCACCCAACCCCUGCUGGACAGCGAAGAGAACCAGGAGGGCAGUGGGCAGUCCCACCAGCGAAACCCCUACUUCAGCCGUUCACCUGUGGCUAGCGAAAGCAGAGACCCGGGGGACAGGAACCAGCUGGAGAUGGAGGAGCAGGGGUUGGCUUCGCUCCGGUUCUGCCCUCUGGGGGAGGGGUCACAACAGACCACGCCCACAGAUGAAGGACAGUCCCCUGACGGACAGCCAGGCCCUGUUCCUAGCUAUAUGCCUCAGCUGAGGGGCCACAGGCAACCGUGUUAGGAGAGGAGAACAAAUGGUGACUUUAGUUCGAAGUCGUCUCACUUCAUUCAUUUAUCCCUCCUUUGUGCCUUGGUUCAUUUCAGACAUUCAUUUAUCCCUCCUUUGUGCCUUGGUUCAUUUCAGACAUUCAUUUAUUCCUCCUUUGUGCCUUGGUUCAUUUCAGACAUUCAUUUAUCCCUCCUUUGUGCCUUGGUUCAUUUCAGACAUUCAUUUAUCCCUCCUUUGUGCCUUGGUUCAUUUCAGACAUUCCGUUCAAGAUUUCAAAUGAUGAAUUACGUCGGCAUAUUAUUUUUGCACCCAUCAUGAACUUCCUACAGACAUCCUAACUUGCCUCAUUAAAUAUCUUUAAGUGGAUGAC
Molecule: messenger RNA, 3248 nt
Organism: Oncorhynchus mykiss (rainbow trout)
Lineage: Eukaryota; Metazoa; Chordata; Actinopteri; Salmoniformes; Salmonidae
Gene: gp130
Product: interleukin 6 signal transducer GP130 protein precursor
Cellular component (GO): membrane
Molecular function (GO): cytokine receptor activity; protein binding
Source: RefSeq, marked provisional